Messenger RNA from Macrosteles quadrilineatus (aster leafhopper), 944 nucleotides. RefSeq lists its product as uncharacterized. The record is from RefSeq and is a predicted model, not a curated record. Bases 39 to 596 code for a protein of 185 amino acids. Lineage: Eukaryota; Metazoa; Arthropoda; Insecta; Hemiptera; Cicadellidae. The transcript has 6 exons.
CUUCCCACCAAGCUACCAUAAGUUUGAUCAAUAUCAGAAUGAAAAUGAAGGAUACACCAGAAAUUAUGAAUUUGAAAUCUGAACUUGAGCAAGAGAUAAAAUUUAGAGAUAAAAUGAUUGCUGAUAACAGAAAUUUAGAAUCUACUAUAUCAAAGCUUGAAAGAGAAUUGCAAUUUAUAAAAAAACAAGACCCAAACCUGAACCCUCCUAACCCUUCGUGUGAUGGCUACCAACGCUGGCAGGCUCAACUCAAGGCCAAUCACAAGCUUGAAAAGGAUAUCGCUUUGGAGACGGAAAGACUCCGGAUAUUAAAAGAUGCUGAAACGGAUAUAACAGAUUUGAACCUUGAUAACUUAUCACAGGCUGAGCUUGUGCGCAUUGUAAAGCAGUUGGAGAGGAUGAAAACUGACUUGAUCAGUAGUCUAAAUGAUACGGAGCAUCAACUAGAUGUACAGGCCAAGGAGUUCCAUAAACUGAAUGAGACAAGGAAGCUGUACCAAGCAGAACUUGAGUUACGUGAGCGAAGCAAAGGCGGACGACGUUUGGAGCGGCACGGAGGGUCUGUGGAGCACAUGUCCUCUAUGCACCGACGCUAAACAAGGGAACUAUGGGAGAUGUAGAAUCAUCAAGUGAAGGAAACUUGAUUUUUAAACAAAAAAUCCAGCACUUCAUGACAACAAAAACUGGUUGAUCCAUUAGAAUAGCAUAGCUCACAAAGUAUAAGAUAAGAAAUAAAUUAUCUGAUUUACUUGUUUUAGCAUCGAUACUAACUCAUGAAUAGUGAUCCUACAACGUCAUUUACUGAGAACUAAAUGUUUUAAAUUAGUUCAUCCUUCUUGUUCAUAAGAAUAAUUUUUACUUGCACAACCACGCCAACAAUAUUAUUAUUGCUUUGUUAGGUGCUUGGUGAGCUCACUUAUUGAUGAAAUUAUCUAGUAAAUUAU